Messenger RNA from Populus euphratica (Euphrates poplar), 372 nucleotides. RefSeq lists its product as uncharacterized. The transcript is spliced from 2 exons. The record is from RefSeq and is a predicted model, not a curated record. The coding region runs from base 1 to 372 and encodes 123 amino acids. NCBI's taxonomy places the organism in Eukaryota, Viridiplantae, Streptophyta, Magnoliopsida, Malpighiales, Salicaceae. Gene Ontology annotation, biological process: cell fate determination.
AUGGCAGGCUUCCUCAAUUUUCCGUGUGCAGUCUUCUUCCUCAGUCUCAUUAGCCAAGGCCGUUGCCAGUGCCAUCCUAUUACCGACAUCAAAAUUUUCCAGUCUCAAACAGGAGUGCUAGUGCAAAACAAGCCGCAAUGGAAAGUAACCAUCGUAAAUGAUUGUGCAUGCACUCAAGUCAAUAUCAAAGUGGCCUGUGAUGGGUUCCAAACCGUUGAAGAAAUUGACUCUUCCAUCUUGGCAAUAGGGGAUGAUGGAUGCCAGAUUAACCAUGAGCAGCCUGUGUACGGGUAUCAGACAUUCAAUUUCACCUACUCUUGGGAUACUCAAUAUCCUUUCAUGCCAAUUUACUCUGAAAUUGCAUGUUCUUGA